Penaeus indicus is the source of this 824-nucleotide messenger RNA. Its product is annotated as lysozyme-like. The coding region runs from base 191 to 682 and encodes 163 amino acids. Lineage: Eukaryota; Metazoa; Arthropoda; Malacostraca; Decapoda; Penaeidae. The transcript has 4 exons. Gene Ontology annotation, molecular function: lysozyme activity. The record is from RefSeq and is a predicted model, not a curated record.
CCAGUCAGGUCCAAGGCGUCGUCCUGCUCACACCUCCUGCACCCGCUGCUUGGCCGCACUCCUUCCUCUCUGCCUGCCUUCCUGAGCCGCCGGGCCCGCUGACGCUCCUCCCGCUGCGCUUUUGACGAUCUCCGCAUCCCACGGCAGAACCGCGGACGAACGUGACAGAAGAGCAAGAGAACGGGACACGAUGGCAUUUGUCAAGCAAGCGAUGAUCGCCGUGACGGCGGCUGUCAUCUUCGCGCUCGUGUAUGGAGAAGGGGUUGACCCCAACUGCCUCGGGUGCCUGUGCGAGGCCUCCUCCCAGUGCAACGCCACCACGGCCUGCCACACGCCCUACCCAGGGGCAUACUUCUGCGGGCCCUUCCUCAUCUCAUGGGCAUACUGGGCCGACGCAGAUAAGCCAAUCAUUGCAGGCGACAACCCGGAACAUAAGGGAGCCUUCGAGCGCUGCGUGCAGGACCUGUACUGCGGAGCCGAGACCGUCCGCCGCUACAUGGCUAAAUUCCUCAAGACCGACUGCAACUUCGACGAGACGGUGGACUGCCUCGACUACGCCCACAUUCACAUAAUGGGCGGGUACGGGUGUAAAGAUCCGUCUGUCAAAACCACCGAGUUCUAUAAAAAAUUCGAAAAGUGUUGGGAUGUAGUUAGCGCCGCUUCUCCUGCAAAUGCUACGUAGAUUAAAAAAAAGGCAUUAUAUAAAUAUAUAUAUAUAUAGUGAUAUGGUUUUUAAAAAAUCGCAAAAAAUAUUACGCCUGUCUCCCCUUUGACACGUCGUAUCUUGUGAGCUGAUUCGUUUUGAAAUCCAAUUUUGUUUUGUU